GCCGCUUGCGAGUCACUAAGCUAGAUAAAUCCGAGUUAAUAUUCAGUUUCAUUUGAUGCCGCUUGAUUCCUUAUAGUGAGAUGUCUUGUACAUGCAAAUGUAGUAAUGCAAAUCAUUGGAAAUAAUUACAUUAUUCCCGGCAUUUACAUUCCCAGCGGAAUAUCAAGAUGUCUGGUUUAUUUAUAGUGUAGACUUUGAAUAUAAAUAGACAAACAUUUAUAUAGUAGAAGAACUAAUUAAGACAUAACAGAAAGUAUUUCAAUACCGAACCAAAUUAGGAAGUAAUAAAAUUUUGCGGUCAACCGCAAGAAGUGGACACUGAUUUAAUUAUGGCGUUACAGCGCAGCGGGGGUCCGACCGCGAAACACUUUGUCUUGUAUGUGAUGCACGUCCCUGCAUUAUACUGCAAUCGUAGUACGAAAAUGACGUGCAAAACUGCGAACUUUAUGACAAUGAAGUUCAGACAUCGUGGCGAACAUAUUAAGUAGAGGUGAAAAGAGGUGUGGGAAUACAUUACUGAACAAAAAAGUCCAGACAUGACCACGCGAAGAGAGAAGUUAUUGUUCACUCAGAAAAGGAUAAAAUAUCAGCAUCGCUAUUACGAAGCUCAAAGGAUAACAACUAUACAGCUAGAUGGCGUGCAAUACUUCAUCUCAAGGAUGAACCCGUACAGCCCGGAACUCAACUAUUUCCUCGCUUAUCAGUACUGCAGAUCAUUAGGAUUGCAGCUUGCGUCUUUCGAAACAAAGGAAAAGGCUGACUCCAUAACUACAUACCUUACUAAUGCCGGUUACAAUAAGUAUGACUUCUGGACAUCGGGCAACAAUUUAGGUACUGACAUGUAUCUUUGGAUGAGCACCGGUUUGCCGUUCAACGCGACAUUCAACUACAUGCGGCGGUUACCGAUGGACGCGCCCAGUCAGCACGCAGACGACAGCAUCGACCCUCUCGACGUGCCUCAGGGCAGCACCGCGCCACAGCGCACUGCCAGACACGGUCGGUAUUCCAGAACGGAGCACGUGAUGACGAACGGCUGCGUAUCUCUGAAGGCGCCGACCUUCCACUGGGAGCCCCAACACUGCGGCGAGAUCAAGGACUUCAUCUGCGAGCAGACGCGCUGCUACUACUACAACUACGGCUCCAUCCCCGUGUCCUCCGCGCAGGGGAAACCGCUGUCGAUGACGACGACGACGACCGCCCACCCUCUGACGUCGUCGUCGCCGCCACCGCCGCGCUCCGAACACCUGCCGACGCACUUCACCCUCAACGACCUCAUCGGCAAACUGCGCCCCACCUCCUUGGAUGGCCUGCAGUCGCCCCACAUCAAGAAACUCGGCAUCCUGCCGUCGUCACCACAGAUCGACUCGCAUUACUCGCGUGCGUCGGACGCUCACGCGCACGAGCCCGAGCCAGAGCAGAAGGAGGAGGCGACGCAGGGCCCGUACGACGAUGACGAGGGCAUGGCGGGUGACGACCCGGCCGCGUACCUCAGCCACGAGGCGGCCGCGCCCGAUGAGGCGCCCUCCACCGCCGAGCCGGACGCCACCGAGCACUCCGUCCACGCCAGCGGCAUGCUGGCACCCCCCGCCUACUAGUGUCCGGCCGAGCGGUCCGUUUGUAUCUUUUCGUGACAAUUAGGUAUUGAGUCUACCAAAAGUAUUAUUUCAAUAAUUUGAGGCAUUUAUACGUAAUUUUAAGGUGUUUUACUUUAGAAGCUUGCGUGUUGAGGGUGCACUGUACGCCUUGUUGUAUUGAUAUCACGUAAUGUAAAUGAGAUUUCUAGUAUCUUAAUAUUUUCCAGCUUAUACAUGAAUGAUUAUGGGGAUUUCGAAGGUAUAUUAUGGGGCAAUAUGAUUUAUUAAACUAGGUUGAAGGUGCUGGCGACUCGCUUGCGUGCGACUUGCCUCCGUCUUCGUAAUGUCGAAUAUCACAAAAUGAGUAUUCCACGUAUAGGUACCUAAACUUCGCUAAGUUAAAUAACGUAGAAGUAUCAGAUCUCCGGUAUUUUUGAUGAUAAACCGUAAAAUGUAUUAAUUUAAUGUAAGAAAAUUAAGUGAAUAUUGAUUGUCUGGACAUAUCAUUUGAAAUACAUAGUGGUUUAAGAUAGUGUUUAUAUACGUGACGUACCUAGUUAAGUAUAUUAAGUUGAAACUCAAGAAUUUAAAGAAUAGUGAUGUAGCGAAGUUAAUAAAGUUUAUACUUAUAAGA
Molecule: messenger RNA, 2208 nt
Organism: Helicoverpa zea (corn earworm)
Lineage: Eukaryota; Metazoa; Arthropoda; Insecta; Lepidoptera; Noctuidae
Gene: nw
Exons: 6
Coding region: 537-1595 (352 amino acids)
Biological process (GO): biological process involved in interspecies interaction between organisms
Cellular component (GO): external side of plasma membrane
Molecular function (GO): carbohydrate binding
Source: RefSeq, a predicted model, not a curated record